This is a messenger RNA of Carassius gibelio (silver crucian carp), 848 nucleotides long. RefSeq names its product lysozyme g-like. Gene Ontology annotation, cellular component: extracellular region. Gene Ontology annotation, biological process: peptidoglycan catabolic process; defense response to Gram-positive bacterium. The record is from RefSeq and is a predicted model, not a curated record. Bases 69 to 626 code for a protein of 185 amino acids. Gene Ontology annotation, molecular function: lysozyme activity. NCBI's taxonomy places the organism in Eukaryota, Metazoa, Chordata, Actinopteri, Cypriniformes, Cyprinidae. The transcript is spliced from 5 exons.
CUGAUUUAGUGUCAAGUCUAAUCAAAACUCAGUGACUUGCUCUGCCACAGAGGUUCUACAUCAGCAUCAUGGCAUGCCUUUAUGGAGACAUCCUGAAAAUAGACACCACCGGUGCAUCAGAGGUGACAGCAAAACUAGACAAAUUAACCAUAAAGGGGGUUGAAGCCUCCAAAAAACUGGCUGAGAUUGAUCUGGUCCGGGUGGAGAAAUACAAGAGUAUGAUCACUAAAGUUGCCAGAGCAAAGCAGAUGGACCCAGCUGUGAUUGCUGCCAUCAUAUCCAGAGAGUCCAGAGCCGGAGCCAUCCUGAAGGAUGGAUGGUGCAACAAAGGCUAUUGCUUUGGCCUCAUGCAGGUUGACAAACGCUACCACUCUCUAACUGGUACAUGGGACAGUGAGCUGCAUAUCAUUCAAGCUACUGAGAUACUCAUUAGCUUCAUUAAAGAAAUUAAAGUAAAAUUCCCCAACUGGACUCAAGAGCAGUGCUUUAAAGGGGGAAUAUCAGCCUACAACGCAGGCUUGAAGAAUAUCCAAACGUAUGAGCGCAUAGACGUGGCCACCACCGGCGGUGAUUACUCCAAUGAUGUUGUCGCCAGAGCCCAGUGGUUUAAAAGCAAGGGUUACUGAAGAAAAACAACAGUAAAACACUAAUAUUAGAACAGUGAGAACCACCAGUCCUGAUCCUUAAUACUAGGCCUACUGUAUUGCUAUGGUUAGUUAGAAAUAGUUAGCAGAUGCUGAUGUAAUCAUUCUCUUUUAAGAAUUUGUGGUGUUUUCGAAAUGAAACUACACAGUGCAUUUCCUGCUAUUAAUGAAGAAUUGAUUAAAUAAAGCUCAUAUUCACUCCAA